AUGGGUGUACGGAGACUGUACUUUCUCCUACUUCUGCCAGUAUUUGUGUUUUGUGGUGUGGAAGAGACUAUUGUGAAGAUUAUUGAGAGAGAAGCAGAUGUUACUCAAAUUUGCUCCGGGGAAACGCUGAACAAUAUCACACUAACAGUGUGUAAGAUCGGCAGUGAGCGGCACAGGACAGGAGAGUGCAGUCUGAUGUAUCAAGAUGGACAAGAGGUGUUAAACAAAUGUGACUCCAGGUUCAAACUUAUGAAAGAAAAUCAGACUGUGUUUCUCCAUCUGACGAAUUUAACACAAGAGGACAGUGGAAGUUACACCUGUGAGUGUGAACACAACAGAGGAACAUAUGUGCUCCAACUCAAUGUAACUUUGAAAGGCAAGGAAGAGUCGACCGGUUCAACAGAAAUAUUAACUUUAAUCCCUUCUGGACUCCUUGGUGCAGUAGGGGCCGUCAUUAUAACUGGAUUAAUUCUGGCAUGUACCUACUGGAUGAGAACUCAACACAGUGGCUACUCAGUACCAGUAACACCUGGAUUAUCUGUGCAUGAAAGUCCCGGGUCUUUGGAUGAAGAUGACAAAGAGAACCCCUAUGCAAGCCUUCAGCAGCCGACAAAUGAUCUCUACCAAACUAUCACACCGGUUCAUCAUCAACACAAUUUCAGGAAAAACUUAACAAGAACCACAGAAAAUUUCUGCUGUGAUGAUCAGGACGAUGAUCCAGACUAUUGUGUCUAUGAAAACAUUUAAAGUCAAUCUAGUAUCCAACAUCUGAGCAUUUUAUAUCAACACUAUUCUCAUCAAUCACAAAUAUGUAUAUGUAUCAGAAGUCACCAGUAAGUUCAAAACAAUAUUCUGGUGGAUAAAGUCUUAACAUGGCAAACUCUUUAAACUGUGCUCACAUAGUCUCUUUAUUACAAUACAAAUACAACAAACUGUGAAAUAUAACUCGCUCCAAGAGCUGUUUCAUGCCUUGAGUUCUGUAUAAUCAUCUUCAGAUCUACCUGCUACAGAGUCGUCACUGCCAGACUCCAUGAAUCUGCUUAAACAUAUAACAGAGUUAAGUCUGUGCAUUUUAAUCAUGAUUGUACUGUGUUGGCUAUAAAUGAUUCAUAUGUAAUCCUUAUUGUAGAAGAAAAUAAACCAAAAGAUUUUAAUGUUUAAGUUUUGAAGGCAUGCAAAAUAAUUUUAAUCAUGAAAUCUUAAUUUGAUAAAAGUUAAGUCAUUGCAUUGCACAGAGUGCAUUU
Messenger RNA from Oreochromis aureus, 1244 nucleotides. RefSeq lists its product as uncharacterized. Lineage: Eukaryota; Metazoa; Chordata; Actinopteri; Cichliformes; Cichlidae. The coding region runs from base 1 to 747 and encodes 248 amino acids. The record is from RefSeq and is a predicted model, not a curated record. The transcript has 5 exons.